AUGGGUAACUGUAUAGGUUUAUUCAGACGGCGCAAAAUGCGUCGUCAUAUAGUUCUAAUUCUGAUCGGAUUAGACAACGCGGGUAAAACGAAAACUGUAAAUAAUUUAGCUGGAGAAAAUGACGAAAAAGUUUUACCUACGGUUGGUUUUAAGGCUGUUAAUUUAAUACACAAAGAUACACCUGUAACGAUAUACGAUUUGGGCGGCGGACCGCAGUUUAGGCAAAUAUGGUCUCAAUAUUACAGCGAGGUUCAUGGUGUUAUUUUUGUUAUUGAUUCGAGUGAUUUUUCACGGUUGGACGAGUGUAAAGCGGUCCUAGAGGAGGUUUUAUCGCACGAUAAAAUAUCUGGUAAACCCGUCUUAGUAUUAGCUAAUAAGCAAGAUAAGAAAGGUGCUUUAGACGACAUAGAUGUGGUUGAAAAGCUUAACAUCGAACCUUUAGUUAACAGAUACAGAUGCCCAACCUUAGUCGAAUCUUACAGCGCUAGUCCAUACGAUUUAAAAUCGAAAAAACCUAAAAUUGAUCCAGGACUCAGAAAAGGCUACCUAUGGCUCUUAAACUACAUCGUACGCCGAUACGGGGAUAUAAACUUACGCGUUCAGACAGACAUACACGCGGAACUUGAGAGACGUAAACGAAUGCUGACCCGUGCGUCAGACAGAGCUUCUCAAACUUUUACCGCCAUGAGUGAUGACAUCACCACCCAGACUGGUUUCGAAAAUCCCAACUAUCAAAUGCAAAAGUCUGAAAAGGAAAAUGACUUAGACGCUGGUGUAAUAAUCGUUAAACCCAUCAGGAAACCGAAUAGUAUCGAUUCAACUAUUACAAUUGAAAGUGUCGAGGAGUCGGACAGUAGUGGGGUUAGGCCAAAAUUGUCCCCACUUUUCGGUAGGGCGAGCAAUACUUCUACCUCAGAAACUGUAAAGAUUGAGUUGGAGCCCAGGAACGAAUACAGGAAGCUGUCGCCUAUCAUCAGAAGUAGUAACAAGAAUAUGGCCAAUCAUAUUGAUUUCAAAAAUAGACCGCAGUCUAGUCCAACGCACAAUAGAAAGGAGACAUCCCAAUCUAGUCAAAACUCAUCGUUCCAAGAGAACAAAACCGUUGUGUUUGAGAAAAGUCGCACCUGGAUACCGGAUCUUCGUCAUCGUGUGUUGGUCAAUGACAUAGAACUGUCGCAAAUGCAUCGAGAGAUUGUUUUGACUGAACGAGAGCACGUGACUAAAACAGCAUCAUCAGACAUAACGCCGGCUUCGAACACCCUGCCCCUAUCCGCGAGGCCGGCGUCCGCCUCUCAGCUGGUGCGUCGGCAGCUGGAGAUCAGUGGACACCACAAGAGACGACUGAGCCUGAGAUAUAUGCAUCGCAACAAAGCAAGUCCAGAACGCACUUCGAUGUUGAUAUACGAACCUACAAAAGUUCGGCGUAGCCUAGAUAAAGGGGACUUCGAACAAACUGCCGCUAUUAACUAA
This is a messenger RNA of Melitaea cinxia (Glanville fritillary), 1470 nucleotides long. RefSeq names its product ADP-ribosylation factor-like protein 13B. Gene Ontology annotation, cellular component: ciliary membrane; non-motile cilium. The record is from RefSeq and is a predicted model, not a curated record. NCBI's taxonomy places the organism in Eukaryota, Metazoa, Arthropoda, Insecta, Lepidoptera, Nymphalidae. Gene Ontology annotation, biological process: receptor localization to non-motile cilium; non-motile cilium assembly. The transcript is spliced from 6 exons. Gene Ontology annotation, molecular function: GTPase activity; GTP binding. Bases 1 to 1470 code for a protein of 489 amino acids.